Molecule: messenger RNA, 10769 nt
Organism: Pomacea canaliculata
Lineage: Eukaryota; Metazoa; Mollusca; Gastropoda; Architaenioglossa; Ampullariidae
Exons: 8
Coding region: 1969-3429 (486 amino acids)
Source: RefSeq, a predicted model, not a curated record
AUGAAGGAGGAAUAAAACAAUCUAUUUGCAUCUUUUCGCGAUUUAUAGCAGCAUCACUGUUAUUCUUAUCUGAAUAAAUGACAACCGUCAGUCACUCGCAGCUCGGCUUCACGGUCCGUGGACUGCGAGCAGAACAACGCGCGAGGGCUGUACGUGUACGGGUCACGUGACGAGAAAACACUUUGUGAAGACAGAGAAGUUAGAGGACAAACCCCGGAUGACGGCGGAAAAUGGUGCACAGCCUCCCCCCCCCUCCACCUCCCUCCUGCUGCUACCUCCCUCCUCCUGCAAAUGAAAAGUCGUCUGCUCAUUGAUUAGCUUUCUGGAAGUUUAGGGCGGGCGCGGCGCGCGGGACUCGGCUCCCCCAGCUCCCCCUCCCCACCACAGCGACUACCGGACAAAUGAGAGGACACCACCAGCGCCUGCCCAACUUGCCAACGCCGACUGCAACAGCGGCGGGUGGUGGGAGGCAGCGGCGACGUUUUGCACGCAGCGUGCAGGCGGAGGGAGGGAGGGGCUGGAGGGGAGGGCAGGGAGGGGCUGGCGUGGAGGAUGCUGCUAAAGCCCGCUGCAAGGUGUGGCUAAGGCAGUCGCGCGGUGUUCACGGUGCACGUCCGUCCCCGCCACAACCCAGCGGCCAGCAGCCAGGCGCGUGCGCAGUCCCCGACUCACACCCGUCAUCACACGAGGUGGCUGUAGAUCACUUUCACCAUCUUCACAUUCACCGGCCUCCCAUCACAUUCGCCGGGACACCCUUCCACACCGGACAUCUUGGACCACAAGAGAUGCAAACUUGUUGAUGAGGUCUGAUGUUUGAGGAGAUCAUCGCCGGUCGUCGGUGAGAUGCUGAUGAUGAUGAUGACGACGACUUCAUGACGCUCACAUUUCUAGGAAGUUUCACUUUCACGUCUGACGGCGAUCACAGCGAACAACAAACUCUUCACACACUUUGACAAAAGUGAACGACGACCACCCGAUGCCGUGUGACUGACAAACUAUUUCAGGUGAGAGAUCCUCCCACCGUGCCCCCACAGACCCACACAGGCCCACACACUGCAGCCCACAAAACUUACAACUGACGCCGACGUCGUGGAAGUGAUACCUCCGCCCUCCUCCUCCCUCCUCUCCUCCUCUUCCCCUCGUCGCUGUCGUCAGUGGCAGACUCAACAGGCGUCGUGAGCUGCAGCAGCGACUGGCGCUGCCUCCCACUGUAGCAAGGUGUAGUGAUGAUGAUGGGUGGGCGUGGCUAGGCUAAUGAGCCGGACUGUCUUGAGGCUGUAGCAUCUCCCCAGUGAUAAGCUGCUGCGACAGCUGCUCGCGCCGACACUUCUGACGUUCCCUGACGCUCGUGACGUGCCCGUGGUUCUCGCCCUCCACAAGGCUCGCUAUGAAUGGAGUUCUCUGACGUCAGAUGACUGAGAUAGUUUCUACAUCCUUCACGACAGUCACCACAACAGACACACGUCGGCCGGUCACCAUGGCAACAGCUUGCUUCCUGCUGCUCCUGCUCCUGUCGUUGCGUGUGCAUGGCACGUGCCGAUUCCCAGAAUUCCUGCAGAGAGACGACCCCUGGGCGGCCAGCUACACGGAGGGGCGACUGGUGGUGUACGUCAAGGGAACCUACAUGUCCAUCAGCCAGCAGCACACCACCUACACACGCUCGUGUGACCGGAGUGUGCAGGACAACAAGUUCUUGGUGAUGCACAGGGAGGACAACAAAGCAGCCAAGUUUCUGUGUAUGCAGUUUAUCCAGCGCAGUCAAAACAUUGUGCAGAUGAAGGUGUCGCAGCUGUACACCCGCCAGACGCUGGAACUGUGCGACGACCAGAACAUGGCGCUGGACCGCUGGCCCAUCGUGCAGGUGUCGCAAACACCCGAGCAGAAGAUCACCUGUCCUUUCAUGGGUGGCUACAAUGUCAACAUGUUUACCCCAACGACACGGCCGUCUGCCCCGACCUCCUGCUGGUCAUGCGCAUGGAGAGCGAGUGCGAGGAAGAGGAGGGCAUCGUCUUCGACUUCCGGGAAAAACAAUGCGUGCCGUCGUCACUUCCGCCGACCAUAAAGCAACAGGUGUACUGCAUUGCCUACUGGACGCAGGCCAGCCACUCGUUCAUCAUCCUGCAGCACGCCACAGUGCCCAAGCACACCUGGUGCCUGCGCAUCAAGGACCCCCUGUCGGACAUCCACAGCGCCUACCUGAUGCUUGACCUGGUGUGCGACACCAGCCUCACCAUCCGCGACACCGGCAACUUCUUCCGCCUCAGCCUCACGCGCCGGGUGUACGCCAGCACGUGCGAGGACGACAUGGAGAGCGAUGUGUGCCGCAGUAUGUCCAACUCCAACCUGUGCAAGAUGCACCACAGUCGCCACUGCGCGCGGACCUGCAACCUGUGCAAGUCGGAGAACGAGAUGGGAGGGUGCGCCUUCGAGGAGCAGUACCGCGGUCAGUGGGUGGAGAGCGGCAACAAGGAGGAUCAUCGCCUCGUCGUCAACGCCUACUCGCUGGACAUCGCCGUGCUGGGCACCUUCGACUGUCUUCGCCUGGAGAGUCGCGCGCACAAGGAAAAGCAAAUCCUGGUGCGGUUUGACGACAAGGGCUGCUACCCCCGCUACGCAUGCGUGGAGAUGGCGAAGGUGACAACGUCAGUGAUGCGUUUCCGCCUGGGCAACCGCCACCAGUGGCCGCUGCACGACCACCACGACAAGCACGACAAACACGACAAGAAGGAGCAGGUGUGCUCCCCCAGCAACUUCCUCUCGCCCUCCGCCAUCGAAAACAUCCCCUCGGAGCCUCGACCCGCGCGCCUCCUCGUCAGCGAGUCGUACGUGCACCAGGUGUCGUGCAACCUGCCCCCGCGCCUGCAGCACGGCGUGGCCUUCAGGGAGGAAGGCCGCAAGUGCAGCGGGUGCCUGAUGUACCAGCCAGUCAGCGCCCCCGACAAGUUCACGGUGCAGCCGUUCAACUGCACACCCGAGGACAACGCCCGCGAGCGCUACAACCGCACCGCCAUCAGCACCCUGGAGUACAGCUGCCUGGCCUCCAUGACCUUCGACAACAACACCUACGCCGUGGUGACCAAGACAUUCACCCCGAGUCCGCUGGGCCAGUACCUGUGCUGGGUCUUCACACCCGACAACCAGAUCAAGGUCCUGAAAGCCGGCGAGUCGUUCCGCCUGGAGGACGACCCGCUGUACGUGCAGGACAUCCUGGAGGCGCAGUUCUCCAUCGUCAACGAUGUCGGCGGCAAGUGCCGGUCCACGGCUCCCAUCCGUCCCACCACCAGAUCCCCGCUCGUCCUCUCCCCAAACCCGAUCCCCACAACCCCGGCCAACUCGGACCCUCAUCGGGGUGUGACGUACGGCAUCAGCUCCCCGGCACCCAACACCCAGAUUUUUUCCCCGUCUCCCCAGUUGUGGAUAGAACCUUGAAGAGCGCGGGCGCUAACUCUGCCUCUCUGACACAGUUAUGUGCCCUUGUCUUGCUGUUAGUAACGUUUUCACUCGUGCAGACCGAGCAGUGAAGAGACAGAACCUCCACAUCCUCCCCUGCUCUGCUUUGAGUACCAUUUUCAACAAAUGUUUCUCUUUUUUUCUGAAAUUCUUCGAGAUCGGCUUCCGCUACAGUUGGAGACCCCGGCCAGAGCAGACGACAUGUCUCAACCUGUCCUCGUCUUCACCAAUCUGUCUUUUUCCUCCAGAACAUCAAAGUGUGGGGACGGCGAAGGUGCAGUGGAGGCUCCCAAUAAAAACAGGAACUGCGCCAGCACACAGGGGACCUCGUGCGAUCCUCAUCUCGCAGCCUCAAUCAUUGAUGGAGUCGAAUUACUACGCCGCACUGCGCAUGGGCACAGGAGGACGGAAAUGAGUGGUGCGCCGCAGACGGCAGAGCCCAGAGUCCGGACGCAUGACGAAUGACACAGAGCUGGUGCUGCGGGCCACACAUACAUCCUGCCAGUCCCCCGAACACGUGUUUGUCUGGCAGUGGACUCAUACAACAUCAAACACAGACAGCCCACCACGCCAUGGCUCCCGGCGCUUGUCUGGCACUCACCAAUCUUCAUGAGGCUGGUCAGGGGUGGGGAUGCUCAGCAUCAUCCACCCCACCCUACCCCACCUUGCUUAUCAUCUCCAUCCAAACGUCUGCCAGCGACACUCCAGCUCUCGGCUUAUCUCUCCAGUGUCCUCGACAGGUCCCGCGCGUCGAGAGGGUCCGCAAAGAUUAUUUAUUUAUAUUUAAUUACAGAAACUUUUAUUUAUUAACGGCUUCAAUUUUAGGAAAGAUUUUGGGGACGUUUCCUGCUCAUCUUUUUAUUUAUUCAAUUUCGGUGUGUGUGCGGCUGCCAGCUUUGUCGGCGAACUUUCUCAGUUCACUUCGGUCUCUCGUGUCUCUGGGUGCGUGCGCUGGCAACAGGCUGUGGGUUUAUCUCAGUGACAGCUUACUGCAUACAGUAUUCACACCAUAUUGAAACACAAUGCUUUGCGCUGUUGUACACAAUAGUUCUGUCCUUUUCCAUGAAUAUCGCUCAUUUUUAAAUAUUAAAUCCGGAAAUAUCUGGCUGAAAGUAUUAUGCUGGACAAAGGGUGUUGGAGGUCGAAUGUGUAAUUUAUGACGAGAGGGUGGUAACUGCAGACACACACCCCAGCCCCAUCCUUCAUUCCACCCGUUUGAAAGACAGAAGGAGAGCCGUGUAUGAUGGUGAACAUGGCGGUCAGUUCCGGUCUGCAGGCUGUGGACUGCGUGUGUGUGUGAGGUGGGGGAGGAGAGGAAGCAGCCUCCACUACUACAAGAUGUUAUUGACUACAGUCUGUAAUCACUUCUCGUGUUUCCCGGCUCCUGGAGUCAGACCUGCCGUUGACUAACCCUCCUCCUCCCCUCCACACACACAUUCCACUUCUCAGCCUCCCUGUGGCACACACCAGGCCUGGCAGUCUGGAGAACCAGUCUUGGGUUUUCAUAAAGCGAGGAAGAAAAGAAGGAAGAAGAAAAGCAGGCAAGUUUCGUCUGUCCCUCGUUUCAUGUGAGGCCUGUCUCUCAGUGUCGAGGGCGACACCCUGCCUGCAGGUCUUGUGGUGCCUGCACAUCAAAGGGAUGGCAGAUGCCGCGGCACAAACGGCAAUCAGAGGCUGGCAGGACGGGAGGGACCGUCGAGUGCAGACUCCCCGUGAAGCCAAACUCUACCGAGUGUUCGACUGUUCACCGAGAGAAGCGGUGCAGGUGACUUGACAGACUCAGCAUCACCUGCAUGAAAUCAUCAGAGGCUGAUGACAAAUCGUCGUCAGGUGAGACAGCGAUGAUCUGCUCCUGUUUCCGCCUGGGUGUGGGGCCAGCAGACGGCGCUACCCGCUGACCUCGUGUUGACCUGCGCUGUAAACACAACAAUGAACUCUUGAGAUGGAUGUUCCUUGUAAUUAUUGUCCCUCUCUCAAACUGACCUCUCGGCCACUGUUGUUACGAUCACCUGUGAUUACCUGAGGGGUGUGUGCUGUGUACGAGAGGUGGUGUAUCUCACUGAGUGUAUUCAGCAAUGACAUUUCUCUAUUAUUACUAUUAUUACUUAUUAUUCUUCAUGAAGGCGCUUGUCCAAUAUUCAAUCACGUGUGCAUUUAUUAUUUCGUAUGUAGUUACUUGACCUCUGUUACGUACAGUUAAAUGUUGACUUUUGACUGACAACAGAUGACGUCACAAAAAACUGUGCGACUUGACCUUACAAUACACUUGACCUAUGAACUCUGUUACCUGUGUCCCCAAGUUCAGAUGGUUCUGUGAUGUGUACAGUUUCCCAUGAUUGAGUAUGUAAAUAGUUUUCUGCUUCUGUAGACUGCGAACUAGCGUCACUACAGUAGACAUUGUUUGUUUGUUUGUUUUGUUUACUGUUAGAUGUUGAUGUGUGCAGUGUGUCUAUGUCUGCAAUGUCAACUCACACAAUUCAGUUGCGCUCUACUCUUCUCCUACCUUUCCCACCCUCCCCACCUGUGUUCACCUGAACCUUGCUACGCCCUCGGUUCAAUCAGUUCGCAGGUGAGUUUUGUUCAGCCUGCGAGCUAAUAAAAAACCGUUUCUUGGCAAUUUUAUUGGUGAUACUGUCCAUAGGCUUCAGACAAUUUAAUCGUUAUUGUUCUCGGUUUUCUAGUUAUUUCUUCUUCUUUCUCCUCCUCCUCCUCCUCCCUCCUCCUCCUCUGUGGAGUUUGUCCACCGCUGUCCAAAUAUGGAAGACGUGCCGAGACAUUUGUUGUCAUCCUGUUGUUUCCAGAAGAAGAUAAACAUUGUGGGUGUGAACUACUGGCGCUGGUCAGUGAUUGUGUAAUGUGGGUUGAGACAUCCCUCCACGCGGGGGAGCACUGACAAAAAGUAUCUACGAAGCGAGGGAGGGAGUGGGGAGGGAAGCUGGGGGAGUGCGGGGCGGACCUGGUCUUGUGAGGAAACAGACCAAAGCAAAAAAACAUUUCACGUUCGUGGCUGUGGGUUGUGUCUUCAAUAUUGUUUCCCUCCAGGAAUCCGGCGAGAGACGAGACCAGCAGACAGAGGAGGCAAAUGAAGGAUAGGAGGGAAGAUGAAAGGUGCAUGCCAAUAGAUGGCGCUCUGUAAACGGCAAGAACAGGUCACGUGACUGACUGGGGCCGACCCAGUGCCGACUGCAUGUGUGCUUUCGCUGCCCUCUGGGAGGGGAUGGCGGCCUGGGAGGGAGAGGAAGCUGGGACUGGCAUCAGGGCCCACAUCGAUUGGACAAAAUGGAACCAAUAGGGCGUCCCUUUUUUUGGUGGGAGGGGAGAGGGGCUAGGGGCGAGGGGCGAGGGGCGAGGGGCGAGGGCGAGGGCGGGUGUGGGCUCUUUGAAGUUUCGGACCGUCUUUUUUCGCUCACAAUGUUUACUCACACCAGAGGGCUGCACACCCAGAGGUUUGCCCACCGUGUGUCUGUCUGACUGGGCGCGUGCGUGCGCGCGAGGUGGGAUGUGACAGCAGGGCCCUGAUGCAUCCGUGGGUAUUGUGAGGAUGUCACAGGGCGGUAAGGAAACACGUUCCGCACGACUGAGCUCACCAACAUCAAAGUCCUGCACGAGUGAACACGACUUUGAAAUGACUUCAUAGAACAUGUAUUCAUGGGAUGUGUAAGAGCACGCGCAACGCACGCGCUCCUGCAUGCAGGCUUCAUGCUAGUCACGGACUUCUCUCCUGUCUCAGCUCAAGUUGUUGAACUAGAAGAAGACAGGAGGUGCAGUUCAGUGUUCAGUUGUUCAAGCUGUCAUCAUGGACUAGAGUAGACGCAAUGGUCCUCGCUCCACAUUGUCCUCAUGUAUUGUUGCUGAUUAAUUCUUGCUUACUAUUACUUAAUAAUUACUAAAUAAUUAUUAAAAGUGCGUGCAGCUGCGUGUUUUAUUUGCAGCUGUUGUCUUGACAACUGUUGUGUGACCGCAGGAUGCACAGAAGACGGAUCCAUACUUUUUUUGGUUUGUUUUUGCAGCUGCGGCUUAUUGUUGUUAUGUGAUUUCUGUUAUAAUAUGUUACAGCUAACAGGUCUUGUGACGUAGUCAUUGUAUACUUUUUCAUGUUAUGAUUCUUGUGAUCUGCUCAUAGUUCUUAUGAACCCUUGAAGCUCAUGCGUUUUGGUAUGAUGCUCCAUUAUUUUAUGUCACGUGUAACACUUCAUAUCCGUAGUUACUGCUUUUGUCAGACUUUGGCUUGAAGCUGCCUGCCUGUGUAAUGCGUUACAGCUCACAUGUCAUGCAGUGAGUUACAGCACUCCAAGUUAUUACUGAGAUGUUAUGCUCCUUCUUGAUGUAGUCCGGCUAAAAAUAGUGUCAGCAAAGCACACAUACACACACACACGCAUAUAUAUAAAUACACAACGGCACUCAGCGUAGGUUUCACACACCAGCCAAUCAGUCACGUGAUUACAGAGACGAGGACUUGCAGCCAUGAAGGUAGAAAAAAGAAACAGAAAAUAGGGGCUGAGGGGUUAGCACGCGAGAAUAUCUGUGUGUGUGUGUUAGAGAUACAGGAAGUAAACUUUUGUAUUAUUUGAUGUCCCCUACGUCACCGUUGUACGAUGUAGUUUGAUUGGUUUUCUCGCCGGUCCUGUUGCCACGCGCCGCGUGCUGUUGCGACAACGCAGAGGGCAGGUGGUCGGCGAGACGAGGACGUGGAGGAGGUAGAGAGGAGGUCGGGGGUCGGGGAGUAGAGGCUGUCAGAAGAUCACUGAAGCUGAAAAAGAAGCCGGUGCCAGACCCGAUGUGGUCAAUGAGACGGUUGGUUCAAGAACAAGGCGCGUGCAAUGGCCUGCUGCUCGCUGCAUCUCGGGGGCUGUGCUGCUGUUGCAGUUCUGGAGCAGGAGUUGUCGUGCUGCACGAUGGGCUGGAACAAAGGGCUUGCUGUCUGCACGACCCGCCAUGACAGUGAUCACAGGACCCGCCAUGACAGUGUCAUCAAGUCACGUGUCGUUUGACGUCAUCGCGAAAGUUUUCAAAAGUUACCGUUAGUCCAUUAUUUCUGAGCCUGGAGAGUAGCACUCAGUGCACGCAGCAGCAACUGAAAUGAAAGCAUCUUGCUUCUUCACCUUUCUCUUUUCUUCUGUCAGUCUGUUUCAAGUGUGAUGCUGGGGGCUUGUGGGUAGUCAGAGCUGCCCAGUCCGACCAGUCUAACAAUAUGUGUUUGUAUGUGAGUGAGUGUGUACACCUGUAAACAUGUUGCUGCUCAGUUUGCGCCGUCAGGUGUAGCGAGGGAAGCGGGGGACAGAAGGACCUACACUGAAGAUCUCUUUAUGUCCAACAAAACAUCGGAUAGAAGCAGGUAUCAAGGGUGGUAGUCGGUUAACUCGUUUCCUCUCUCCUACUCUGUUUUAUCAAUAUCUCAGUCUCGGACAUGACGUCACAGUCUUCAUCCAAUCAGCUGUCAGGUCUCUAGUGUCCCGUAAUUAACUCACGAGCAUCAAGGCCACUGUGUGAACUCAUUGAACCUGCAGUCCAACGGCACAUGUGGACCUUCACAAACACAGAUUUACGUGGACCGUUGCAGGACGUGACCCUGUGAUGACCAGGAUGUAGCCAAGGCCCGUAACUGCUGGGAAACACGCUUUCAUGUUGUUGUUGUUGUUGUUGUUGUUGUUGUUGUUGUUGUUGUUGUUGUUGUUGUUUUUGUUUUCUCUAGUGUCGUAAGUGGAGUGAAGUUGUUGCCAUGCUGUAUUUUGUUUAAAUUUUAAAGCUCUUGAACCUGUUGUUACCCUAAAUAGUUGAUGACACCAUGUUGGUGAUGUGAUCACUCAGCCCUCCACACCUUGUUACGACUACAACAUCCACAGGAAAUGUAGUCUGCGCCGUCAGUCUCCUGGGAAAGUUCGCCAUCGGUUAUGUUAGCUAUUCAAGCAAGGACGUGUCGUUACAGUGACGAUGACCAACUUUAUUAAUCCCAGUGGGCAAUCACACUCAGAAAAUGCGCAGGUACAGAAAAAAACAAAACCAUAAACAAAACAAGUGUUCAUUACAAGAUAAAGAUGAGGACAGCUAAGUAUACGGUUGUACAUCAUAGAAAAAAAAAAAAACUACAAUCUAUCCUAGACCGUUCUGACGACUCACCCACACACAAACAACUGUCAAUUCAUCUCUAAUUGAGUAGCUGGCUAGCUGAGACAACAGAUGUCAAGUGCCUGUCACUUGUGUAUACAGGUAUAGCCUACCACAGACCUGAGCUCAAUAAACAAACGGUCCUGCUAGUACCUCUGUAUGGACACAAUGCUUGCUAACAGUUUGCUGAUCACAAAGGGAAGCGAACUCCCUCUGCCUGACACCAACCAUCUUAAAACACAGACUGACAAAGCUGUUCACAGCAUCCUCAUCACUGGACAGCAGACCUCGGAGCCAGCUCACAGGAACAAGACUUUCAGUCAACGACUGAUAAACUGAUAAACACGACUCGGAACUACUUUCUUGCCUCAAACACUGCUCACCCUUUGCUGGCCACAGUUCUCUCAAUGUUUACACCAACUCACCUGGGCAGUCAAACACUGACUGGGUACCCGCAGGUGUCGACCAUCUCAACAGAUUUCUGGUGCUGAGUGUCAACAGUGAGUACAUGGCCAUUGCUGGGUGAGUCCAAUGAGUAAACUCCUUCAUUGCUGCAGUUGGACAACUUCGCUGAAUCUGUGAGUUCGACAGAUGGGUGAGAUGGAUGUCUUACAUUCAUUGCCUCUUUGUGGAGUUCUACAACUGGGUGAGAUGGAUGUUCAACAUUCUUUCCCUCUUUGUGGAAGUUCGCUGUGUGUCCUGGCGACAUGUUCUCCUCAAACAAUUUCAACUCGUCCGUUGUACGGUGGUUACAGCAGACAAUCCUUAUACACUUCUUGUUGGCACAUUCUUUGGACAUGAUGUUACUGGACAUUUUGCUGUUUACAAUAUUUAUACGCAGUUAUAGUCCUCCUGGCUGUAGAGUUUACUGUUCGUUGUCAGGUUGUAGCACCUGUCGGUAGCCAUGUAGUCCUGUUUCUCGCUGAUAGUCGUGAUGUCCAUUUACACCUGUCUACUUCAUAUUAAUCGUUUUCAUUUUGAGAGCUGCAACAGGCUUUGUCCUUUCUUAAUGUGUGUGUGUGUGUGUGUGUGUUUGUGUGUUGUGUGUGUGUGUGUGUAAGAGAGAGAGAUGAAUAUGCUCCGAUGUGAUCAGCUUGUAUGUGUGAUGAGAUAAACAAGCCGUUGGGCGUCUGAUUGUUUCUUCAAAGUGCAUGUCACUGUGUGCUUGGGAAGUGACAGACCCAGGAUGAAAUAUUAAACUAUUUUAUAUUGAA